CUCCCCCCAUACAUUGUAUCCACCCCCCUGAAGGAAAAACAAAAUGGGAGCCGAGUUCAAUCCCUUCGCUUCGCCGCAAACUGUGAUUGAGGACUCCGUCAAAGGGGAAACGGACUACCUGAACAGAAACGAAACGCUGGAAAACUACCUCAGUCUGUAUGACGAACCAGCGAAAGGGGAACUCAACAGCGUAAAGGCAAACAUGAAGCUGAAGGAAGAGCCAAGUUGCAUAGACUCAAUCAUAUUCGGCGAACUGGAGAUGGCACACGACCACUACAGUGUGUUUGAUCAUGUGGGGGGAAGUUCCCCACGAAGUUUUUGCAAUUCUGGAGAUGGCAGUCUGAGCGACACGGGCGCCAACGAGACGCCCUUCCAGGCGCGCAGCGGCGAAGACCCGAAGGACACACCCGAAAUGGAGCUCCUUCUGGAAGACAACUUUGAAGCCCCUUGCAGUGACAACCUGUUCGAGGUGCACAGCUUCAAGGAGGGCCCGAGUGGGCAGCUGGCCGAGACUCCAGUGGGUCUUUUGGAGGGAGAACGGGAGGAGUCUCCCAAGGGAGACCUGCAGAGCGAAAUGCCCUACGACGAGUGCGCCCUGACGAACGGCUUCUUCAACACAAUAGAGAAUAUAAAUACCCAAGUGGUGCAGAAAUACAACAGUUUGAAAGGCGUGUCCGAAAGACUCAUUGGGGUGGUUAGCAAUUCUGCCUUCGAGCAACGGAUAGAUGAGCUGCUCAGGUUCAGCGAAAGGAACUCUGUGCUCAUCGAGGAGUUCCGCAGGCAAAGCGAGGAGUGCAUUCGCCGGUGCCGCAAGUUUGAGACGUCCUCCGAGCAGCUCGUCGGAGAGUGCAUCGACACCCUGGCCAACAGCAGCAUCUGCUACGCGGAGUGGGUGUGCCUGCACGCGCGCAGGGUGGACCCCUUGGAGGUGGUGCUCUCGGACGUGCGCGAGUUCGUCCGCGCGAACGAGUAGGUGGGAAGUUAACACAAUGGAGAAGUUAAGUGGGUAAAGAAGUUAAGUGGGUAAAGAAGUUAAGUGGGUAAAGAAGUUAAGUGGGUAAAGAAGUUACGUGGGUAAAGAAGUUACGUGGGUAAAGAAGUUAAAAUAAUGGGGACGCCCCAAACACUUGGAGACGCGCUAACCACUUGGGGAGGCGCCGCUUGACCCCCCGCUUGAAGUGCUCCACCCCUACAUGAAGAGCGAGCCGGGGGCGCGCGGAAAGGGCACGACGUCCCGGAUGUUGCUCAUGGAGGUGAGGAACAUAAUGAGCCGGUCCACGCCAAGCCCAAACCCCGCGUGAGGCACAUUACCCUGGCGACGGAGCUGCAGGUAGGGCUCAUACAGCCGCAGAUCCAGACGCUUCUCCUUCAUCCGCCGCUCCAGUGUGUGUAUUCUUAUCUCUCGUUCUGACCCCCCAACCACCUCUCCGACGUGCGGAAGGAGCACGUCCAUGCAAGCAACUGUUUUUCCAUCCGCGUUAAGAGCCAUGUAAAAGGGUUUAAUCUCCUGUGGGUAAUUCACAACAACGACUGGCGAGCGGAAGUGCACCUCGGUUAGAAAGCGCUGCUCCUCGAAGGUGAGGUCGGCUCUGGGUGGCGGAGCGCCCCCACGUUGAGACACAUCUGUGCGUGCUGCUACAUGCGGAUCUACCGCCACCCCCACACGCCCCACGUGCCGCUUCACAAUUUGCAUAGCCUCAUCGUACGUGACGACGGCGAAGGGUUUUUGCAAAACAGCCUGCAGCUUCUCCUUCAGCGUGCGGUCGUGGUGCUCGUGGAUGUAGUCUACGUCCUCCGACUGAUGCAGAGCGAAUUUCACCAUCG
Plasmodium vivax (malaria parasite P. vivax) is the source of this 1824-nucleotide messenger RNA. RefSeq lists its product as hypothetical. The record is from RefSeq and is a predicted model, not a curated record. Bases 44 to 973 code for a protein of 309 amino acids. The transcript is spliced from 7 exons. Lineage: Eukaryota; Apicomplexa; Aconoidasida; Haemosporida; Plasmodiidae.